Lizanozyma spartinae is the source of this 1452-nucleotide messenger RNA. RefSeq lists its product as uncharacterized. Gene Ontology annotation, molecular function: RNA polymerase II cis-regulatory region sequence-specific DNA binding. The coding region runs from base 1 to 1452 and encodes 483 amino acids. The record is from RefSeq and is a predicted model, not a curated record. Lineage: Eukaryota; Fungi; Ascomycota; Pichiomycetes; Serinales; Debaryomycetaceae. Gene Ontology annotation, cellular component: cytoplasm; nucleus. The transcript has a single exon.
AUGUCUGUUGAAGCAGAACAACAUCAACAGGUGUCUGAAGACAUGCAAAUAGACUCGAGCAGCUCGGGCAACAAUGGGAAUAGAGGUGGUAGAAAGGAUUCCAAUCAAAGACCUUAUAAAUGUCCGAUGUGUGAUAAGGCAUUCCACAGACUAGAGCAUCAGACUCGCCACAUUAGAACGCAUACAGGGGAGAAACCACAUAGUUGUAAUUACCCCGGGUGUUUCAAGAAGUUUAGUCGAUCCGAUGAGUUAACCCGACACUCGAGAAUCCAUACCAACCCCAAUUCCAGAAGAAAUAAGAAUUUGAAGAAGUUGGAGAGUUUAACAGAUAUAAAGGGAUCAUCUUCCUCGCUGCCACCAGAGAAGAUGUUAAAGAUAGAGGAUAUGACCGGUUCAGGCCCCGGUUCAGGCUCUGGCUCCGGCUCCGGCUCAGAAUCAACUACAUCAACUCAAACGUCCCCCUUAAUUUCAACAGCUACCACUGUAGCCUCCAAAGUCUCUCAAGCUUUGACACCACCCGCGUCCCAUAGUAAACCCGUAUCUGGUGGCGGCUCGCCUAUCUUGGACGAGAAGCGAUUUAUAUCCAUGUCUAUUGAUGACAAGUUACUACACAACCACCACAACACAGAGACCACUACAACAACCAUGACCGACAGUGAAUCCCCCCCAGCGAUCAAAAAGACCUUAUCCACGAUGAACAUUGACAUUUUAGCCAGUGCAGCUACGGAGGAGUUGAAGAACUUGGAAAACUCCAAGUCGUUACCUUCGUUAACCGAAUACUUUAAAGGUGGAACGGACGACCCAUCAUCAUCAUCAUCAUCCUAUCAUCAAUUUCCUUCGUUUAACUCCUUUUCAACCAAUAAUCUUAAAUACUUGUCUGACGUUGCCAUGAUGAGUAACGCCACUGAUAAUAACAACAAUAAGUCUGUAUCGUCGGCCAAGAAGCCUCCCUUGAAUUCCUUAAGUUCCUUACAACGAAUGACACCAUUAUAUCUGCCUCAGGCCAAACCCAAAAGCAUCGUAGAAGACUCCGACUUGGAUUAUGUGAAACAGCGAUUGAAACGGUCUAGACCCACUUCUCCUUCGGGGCUCUCAUCUACAAAUAUGAUAGGUUCAAAUUCGAAUUCAUCAUCAUCAAACAUUAGAAACUUUACCUUACCCAAUUCUCCAGUCAUGGGACUCUCUACCAUCAACACUCCCUUGAUAUCUGCUAACAACUCAUCUACCAACUUGACCACUCUAUUGAGUGGUCCACCAUCAUCAUCAAUUAAGUCAUCUACAGAUACCCAAUCAUAUUUCCAUAAUGUUUCAUCGCCACCGGUAUCCCUUUCAAUGCAACCACCACCAUCCAAAGUCGACUCCGAGAGUCAGUUGCCACUGUUACGAAGUCUAAACUUGGACUUACCUACUAACUUAAUAAUCAAUAGCGGAAAGAACCCCGGAGGAUCAUAA